Molecule: messenger RNA, 2153 nt
Organism: Phlebotomus argentipes
Lineage: Eukaryota; Metazoa; Arthropoda; Insecta; Diptera; Psychodidae
Product: limbic system-associated membrane protein-like
Exons: 12
Coding region: 370-1866 (498 amino acids)
Biological process (GO): homophilic cell-cell adhesion; synapse organization
Cellular component (GO): neuronal cell body; axon; plasma membrane
Molecular function (GO): protein binding; axon guidance receptor activity
Source: RefSeq, a predicted model, not a curated record
CUUGAGGCCGGAUCCUCGUCAAUCGCGCACGUUUCACGCCACUUUACGCGGCAUUCCGUACACAUCUUACUCAACAUUCUCGUGUGACUCUUCCAAAGAGGUGUUCAGUGAGUGGGAAAGACGUCAUCGCGAGGAUCUUCGGAGAGCACGCAGCACUUCCUGGAAGGCGCAUUUUGGGGAUUUCAUCUCGAAUCCGGGCGCCGCGAUGGAACUCUAGCGGUGGAGAACUUCCAGCAGAUUUUGCACUGCAACUCACUGACCAUCUCAAGGCAGAGUUUCGUGGGUGAAGGACUCUUUGAUGACCAGGCGCGCCUGGUGACGAACACAAGUGCUCAACCUGGACAAGAGUGAGUGUUUGCGGGGGAAGAGAUGGCUCUCAAUCCGACGGCGAUGGUGAGAGGAAGCGCUUGGAUGAGCGCAGCAGUGAAGUUCAUCGUGAUUCUCAACGUCGUGGUGCAGAUCAAGACUGAUGCUCGUGCUCAAUCCUCGUCCAAAGAACCCAUGUUCAUCAGCAGAUCGGAAACUUUCAAAUUUGUCGCCGGCGAAACAAUUCAGCUGCCGUGCCAAGUAUCAAAUACAGAAAACUACAUUGUGGCCUGGAAGCGAGGGAUUGCCAUUCUGUCUGCCGGCACAGUCAAAGUGACUCCGGACCCACGGGUGCGAUUAGUUAAUGGAUUUUCCUUGCAAAUUAGAGACGCAGUGCCACAAGACGGCGGUGAUUACAUAUGUCAAAUAGCAACUCUCAAUCCAAGGGAAAUUACACACACCGUGGAAAUUCUAGUUCCGCCAAAGAUCAAUCACAUAAGUUCGGGGCCGCACUUGCAGGUGAAGAAGGGCGCUUCCGUGAGAAUCGAGUGCUCAGCGUCGGGAAAUCCCAGUCCAAACAUCACCUGGACCCGAAAGAACAACGUUCUGCCAAAUGGUGAAGAGCGACUUUUCUCACCAAUCUUAUCCAUUGAGAACAUGGACCGACACAAAAGUGGCAUUUAUAUUUGUCAGGCAAGAAAUGGUGUUGGCCAGCCUGCCAGCAGUCAAGUCGCGCUUCAUGUACUGUAUCCACCUGAAAUAAGUGUGGAGACACCAGUUGUGUACUCUGGCGAGGGGGAAGAGGCCAUGCUCGUGUGUAUUGUUCACGGAGAAGCGCAACCAGAGGUCACAUGGUUCAAGGAGACGAUGCAAUUGGACACGACGGAGCGGCACAUCAUGGAGAAUCGGGGCUCACGUCACAUGCUGAUUAUCCGGAAAGUUCACCUGCAGGAUUUCGGCAACUAUUCCUGUGUGGCGGAAAACCCGCUGGGAAAGACGAGACAAACUUUGGCCCUCAGCGGAAAACCCAAUACGGCAAUCUUCCGGUCGGCGCCCAUUAGUCAAUACAAAGACAGGUACAAUAUUUCAUGGACUGUCGACUCGCAUUCGCCGGUGGAGGAGUUCAAAUUGUUUUUCCGGCGAGUGCCGCAGGGGCACGAGAUUGACAACAGCAUAGAACAGUCGCAGCCGCUGCAGCACCAGGGCGUCAUUUACACUCAGCGCGGCUACACGGGACACCACUGGCCGCCGCGCUCCGACUGGCGGGACGUCGUCCUGCCCGCCAUCCCGCUCUCACAUCACUUCACCCAGGGCAUGAGCUACAUGAUCCGCAACCUCGACCCCAAUCAGCACUACGAGGCCAAAGUGCAGGCCAGGAAUCGAUACGGCUGGAGUGACUUGUCGGAGAGUUUUGAGUUCAGCACUUCAAUGAACGAUUCCGAAAUGAGGGACAUGGGCGUCACAUUCUACAGCCGUGGGUCACGAUCUUCACUCCAACACGGUCGAUAUUUUCAGACAUUUAUGCAAAUCUCCAUAUUUUUUAUAUACCUUUAUAUGUAAGAAGAUAAACUUGAAGAAAAUCUCCUGAAAAUCAGCAAGAGAAAAUUUUCAAUCAAUAUAGAGAUAAAAAGAUGAAAGUCCAUUCACUCAAAUCCUCUUUCGCCCCCCCCUCAAAUUGAUCUCACCCCAAAGUGAUUUUGCAGAGGGGUGAGAAAAAUGACGUAGAAUCUGUCUCUGUAGACAAAACCAUUUGUAAAUAAGUAAAUAGAUGAUAAAAUAUUUAAUUUCUCCUCACAAUUCACUGGAUGGAAAACCACAGACUUCACCAAGGCAUAUAAGAUUCAAUG